Molecule: messenger RNA, 1266 nt
Organism: Hansenula ciferrii
Lineage: Eukaryota; Fungi; Ascomycota; Saccharomycetes; Phaffomycetales; Wickerhamomycetaceae
Product: Histone-lysine N-methyltransferase
Exons: 1
Coding region: 1-1266 (421 amino acids)
Source: RefSeq, a predicted model, not a curated record
AUGGAACAAAUUAUAGAAAUUCAUAAGGAGAAGAUUGAUGGGUUAAUCAAUGAUAUUUUUAGUUCACCUAAUAAUCAUAACAAGUUGGCUCACGACUUUAUCCAUUCAUUAAAUGGUGAAACUUGUACAUUUGAAAAAUUUGAAGAAUUUAUAUCAAAUCAAAUAUCUACAUCAAACGGUUUAAAAAAUUAUGAUUUAGACAAGAUCACAAAUAAACUAAAUUUUUAUAACAAUAAUGUUGUAAAAUCAAAGGUUAUAAAUGGUUCCAUUAUCAAAAGAACAACACUCCCAGAUAAGUCAACAAGGUGUUUCUUAGUUAUACCACUUAAAACAUUUCCAAAAAGGUAUUAUAUUAAAAAAUUAAUGGAGAUUUUGGAAAUUUUAAUGAAGAAUAGAAGUUCAUUUACAAACAAUGAUCUCAAGUCAAAGAUAAAGAAACAUUUUGAGCAACAGAUCAAAAAAGGCUAUGAAGAUGAAUACCUAAUUUCACCAGAUGAAAUAGCAAAAUUUACAAAAAUCCAUACAAAUUUGGACCCAAUCAUUAAUUUGAGUAAAUUAAUUUUUGAAAAUAUCCAACAAAGUGGUCCUGAUGGAAAAUCUCAAACCAAUUAUGCUCCAGGUUCAGAUAGUAAAGGUAAAGAUACAGCUUCUGAUGAUCAUACUUCAGGUUCAGAUAGUAAAGCUAAAACUACUGCUUCAAAUGAUUAUACUCCAGGUUCAGAUAGUAAAGGUAAAACUACAGCUUCUGAUGAUUAUACUUCAAGUUCAAAGAGUCAAGCUAAAACUACAGCUUCAGAUGAUUAUACUUCAGGUUCAAAAAAUAAAGCUAAAGAUACUGCUACUGCUACAGCUGAUUACACUUCAGGUUCUAAGAGUAAAGCUAAAGAUACUGCUACAGCUGAUUACACUUCAGGUUCAAAAGGUAAAGCUAAAGAUACUGCUACAGCUGAUUACACUUCAGGUUCAAAAGGUAAAGCUAAAGAUACUGCUACUGAUUAUACUUCAGGUUCAAAAAGUACAGGUUCAAAAAGUAAAGGUAAAACUACAGCUUCUGAUGAUUAUACUUCAGGUUCAAAGAGUAAAGGUAAAACUGCAGCUUCAGAUAAUUAUACUUCAGGUUCAAAGAGUAAAGCUAAAACUACAACGGAUGUUCGUCAGCCAUCAGCAAAUGCUACUGCAGCUGAUGCUAAUGUUUCACCAUCACGUCAUAGAAUUAAAGCUCCUACAGAUUUUGCUAACCCAGAUAUCAAAUGUACGAUCUGGUAG